Xenopus laevis (African clawed frog) is the source of this 3730-nucleotide messenger RNA. It is a transcript of the gene znf362.L, whose product is annotated as zinc finger protein 362 L homeolog. Gene Ontology annotation, cellular component: nucleus. Gene Ontology annotation, biological process: regulation of transcription by RNA polymerase II. The record is from RefSeq and is a predicted model, not a curated record. Bases 649 to 1875 code for a protein of 408 amino acids. Lineage: Eukaryota; Metazoa; Chordata; Amphibia; Anura; Pipidae. The transcript is spliced from 8 exons. Gene Ontology annotation, molecular function: RNA polymerase II cis-regulatory region sequence-specific DNA binding; DNA-binding transcription factor activity, RNA polymerase II-specific.
GACAUUUAUAUACAGAGACAGACCCCCCAGUGUGUCACUAGCUGCUGUUUCCAUGCACUCGCUCCUUAGCAACGCGCCCAGGAUCUCACACCGAUCUGCUGUUGCCAUAGCGACUCCCCUCUGCAGCUUCUCUGGUUCAGUGUGAGGGUCCCAUCCUGUGUGUGAGGGUCUGGGCCUGUCAUACUCACUGUGGGGCCUCCCCCAGGCCUUCAUUGCUCCUCUUAUUCCUUCUUAUUCCCCCCCCUCAUCUGCCCCCACAUUUGCUUCACAAUCUCCUGACAGUGAUUGGCUGCUGGGCAAGGACACGUGACUGGGGUUAACCCUAUAUCCACUGGCAGCAGCUCUUCUCUUUAACCCUAUGGGCACAGGAGGCAAAUGAAAGUGUUUAAUUACCCCCACUAAUUGCCCCGGGUCAUACAGACGUUGGACUAGUGUUUCCUGGGUUGGGGCAACUGUGACUCCCCCGGCUCAGAGGUGGGACACACGUGAGAUAUAAUGUUACUUGGCUACAAAUAUGUCUGUGACCUGCGGAAAGUAUCAGGGGCAUCAACAGUAACCCCCGAGUGCCCAGGGCAACUCUCAGCUCUACUGUAUUUGUAGUAUUGGGGCAUUAGCUGUUUGUGCCAACAGACCCCUGGGAAGUGCAGGAUGGCGGAACCUCGCUUUAACAACCCAUAUUUUUGGCCUCCACCUCCAACCAUGCCCAGCCAGUUGGACAACCUGGUGCUAAUCAAUAAGAUCAAGGAACAGCUGAUGGCCGAGAAGAUCCGACCUCCUCAUUUUCCGCCCACUUCCGUCCCUUCCCAGCAGCCUCUGCUCAUUCCCCCAUCUCCUGCCGAGAGCAGCCAGUCUGUUAUGUCCCUGCAGAAGCUCCAGCAAAUCCCGGGGCUGCACCCCCAAGCAGUUCCUCAGCCCGACGUAGCAUUGCACGCACGGCCUGCCACCAGCACAGUCACUGCUCACUUCUCUUCUUGCUAUUCAGGCUUGGGCCUGUCAUCAUCCCGCAGUAAUAUGAGCACUUCAGAGUCCAGUACAGGUACAAGCCCCUCCACUCCCACCUCCAGCAGCCAGACCAGACUCAUCGCUACAUCACCCACACUCAUCUCAGGGAUCACAAGUGCCCCCACUCUGGACUCCAUCAAGACCAUCCAGGGACACAGCCUCUUGGGACCCACAAAGCCUGAGAGGGGGCGCAAGAAAAUCAAAGCAGAGCACCCACCAGGGCACCCUGUUCUUGUCGUUCCGUACCCCAUCCUGGCCUCCGGAGAUAUUGGGAAAGAAGGCAAAACCUACAGGUGCAAAGUCUGCCCUUUGACCUUCUUCAGCAAAUCGGAAAUGCAGAUCCAUUCGAAAUCCCAUACGGAGGCGAAACCCCACAAGUGCCCGCAUUGUUCCAAAUCCUUUGCCAAUGCUUCAUACCUAGCUCAACAUUUGCGAAUCCACCUCGGCGUCAAGCCUUAUCACUGUUCCUACUGUGAGAAAUCCUUCCGCCAACUGUCUCAUCUCCAGCAGCACACCAGGAUCCACACUGGUGACCGACCAUACAAGUGCCCGCAGCCUGGCUGUGAGAAAGCUUUCACCCAACUCUCCAACCUGCAGUCUCACCAGCGACAGCACAACAAGGAUAAACCCUACAAAUGUCCCAACUGCUACCGGGCCUACUCUGACUCCGCCUCCCUGCAGAUCCACCUCUCUGCCCAUGCGAUCAAGCAUGCCAAGGCCUACUGCUGCAGCAUGUGUGGGAGGGCUUACACCUCUGAGACGUACCUGAUGAAGCACAUGUCCAAGCAUACAGUAGUGGAGCACCUGGUUAACCACCAUUCCCCACAGAGGAACGAGUCUCCGGGGAUUCCAGUCAGAAUCUCACUCAUUUAAAAAAACCUUUACACAAAGUAAGGUCGCUGCAGCCAUUCGCUUCCUCUUCAAGCCUCCUUCAUACUCCAUAUUUUCAGGAACAGUCAACCAGGCAAAGGGGGGCGGCUUCGGGACACCUGGACCGCCAGUUUCAUGUAAACCAUUGCUGGGUCCAGCUAAGGGGCCGUAAGAAAUAUGCAUCCAAUCAAUAUAAUGAUUUCUUGGGCACAGGACAGUGCUGCACACAAACCAGAUUGGUUCACUAUUGUAUGAUCAAUCCUGUGUUACAUCUCUCUGCAUUGCGGCAGAACUCUGAUAUUCUUCUGAGGGUCUCUCUGCCUUUGGGAUUACAAGCAUUUCAUUUUGUGGAACAUGCAAGCUUUCGAUUGGAUGUCACUUUGCGUACAGAAACUUCUGAUUGGCUGGCUUUUCAGUGACUUCAGUCUGUGUCUGACUCUUUGGCCAAUCCAUUUAGGUGACGCCAAAUCCCCAGCCGAGCACUUUUGAAUCUUUCACCUUUUAUAUCGGUUUAUUUUUCCCCUGACAUUUUUUAUCCUCCAUUUUUUUUUUACAUACCAGAAAACAAUUAAAAAAAAAUCCUAUUUAUUGGCCAAGAACUUGGUGCUGCUAAGCAGGGAGAUUCAAAGAAGGACGGACAUAAGCUGAGUGGAGGAAUGGACUUCAUGUUUCACACCCUCGGUCUCAUUCUUCCUCAGCUCAAUUGAUACUGACCCACCAAUUAGUGUCUAUCUUCAUUAGUAUUAACGAGUUCUCACUGGUGGAAGCACUGCUAGAAAGAAACGUGACCAAAUGAUUGAGAGAUUGGACAGCGGGGGAGGUUCUUCAUUUAACCCCCACGUCGUACUGUCUUGUAACCACAAUUAGCACUUAAAGCGACAGUCGAUAUUUGCACACAGAUAUGGUUGGGGGUUUGACACGUUCACAUGGGCAGCCACUUCUCUGUCUGCUGCUGGGUAGCCAAAUGUAUUAAUAAGGCACUACCUGCAGGAUAUGUAUAUGUCAAUCAGACUUUAGACAAAGAAGAUGCUCCUGGUUGAACUGGGGCCCAGUCAUGAGGGCAGGGGGUUCUCUUUCCCUGGCCUAUUGAGUGCAGCGUCAUGGUUAGGCAGCAGCAAGCAUAGAGUUUCUGUCUCACUGCCAGAGACUCCGCAUAUUCUGCCAUUGCUGCAUUGCACCCAAAUCCAGGUAUCUGGAAGUAGAGCUACACUAUUUUUGAAACAAAGAUUUUGAUACAUUAUUUGUACCAUUCCCACUCCCUGCCAGGACUUUCUUGGGGCCCUUCAUGGUGCUUUUUCCAAACUAUUUUUACGGAUGAAAUGUGCUGACUUUCAUUUGAAUCUCUGGGGUGUUUGUGCAGGGAGGGGGCAGUCCUGGACUGGCAAAUAGCAGAGGGGCUGCUGUAAGCCAAUCAACUGCCAGUGCCUCUAUUCUAGGUCACAAUUAAAGGGGAUGUGUUCUGGGUGGGCUGCAGCUAAACGGGUGAAUUCCUGCCCCUGCCGCAUGGAAUCUGUGUGUUCUCCUCAGUGCUUUCAGCUUCCCGGCCUGUUAAUCUGUAGAACUAACACAGAAGCUCCAUUCUGCAUGGACUUGUGUACCCCCUGUUGUAUAACAUAAGGAUAGUCACCCGUUUUGUUUUCAUCAGCAUAUAAAGGUCGAGUGCGUUUGUACAGGUCAUGGAAUUUCAAGGCGGCUUCUAAUAUCCUUGUAUAUUACAACAGGGAGUACAGUACAUUAUUAUAAUACACAAGCUUCAGUGACAAGAAUGACAUCACUAAGCUCUGAUUAUAACUGAUGACAUCACUAAGCACCUUUUAUAAGGAUAUUCAUAUGUAUAUUAUAUAGUGAAUAAAGCACC